AUGGCUGGCGGUUCAAGCAACAAAGACUACAACAUGAAACUCAUAGACACUCUUUAUAACCAGGUGCCUGCAUUCACUGAUGUAUUUGACGAGGAAACAUGGUACAUAUUCGUGUCUUGCUUUGUAGCGGGGACUUUAGUGCUCACUUUUAUACUAUCAAGAUUUAUAACCUUGAAACCAGUGGAGUAGAAGUCAGGCCAAAACAUAAAAUCGAAAGAUUUUAUUUCCUCUUUUCCAUUGAUCCAAGUAUUUGUGAUACAUUUGUUAGUUACAGUGAGUUUCAUCAUUUCCGUCUUUUUUUUUCUUUUGUAAUCCUCGAGAAGAAUUUAGAAAACGUUUUUCUAGUCAGUUGUUAACGAUGGUUCUAGUAUCUUGUUAUAAGGCAGGUCAAAUUACGUGGCUCAAAGAGUCUUUUGUUGUUGUCCGUUGAAUAAAUGUACCCACCACA
Messenger RNA from Athalia rosae (coleseed sawfly), 448 nucleotides. RefSeq lists its product as uncharacterized. The transcript has a single exon. Bases 1 to 189 code for a protein of 62 amino acids. Lineage: Eukaryota; Metazoa; Arthropoda; Insecta; Hymenoptera; Athaliidae. The record is from RefSeq and is a predicted model, not a curated record.